AUGCAGCAUCAAGUGAAUCAAAGUACUGGAGUCUUAUUUGUCUUCGUGGGAUUCUCAGACUUUCCAAACUUACAAGUGCCUUUAUUCCUGAUCUUUUUGAUCAUAUACACCAUCACUGUUCUGGAAAAUCUAGGUAUGAUUUUGGUCAUCAGAAUCAAUGCUAAACUCCAUACUCCUAUGUAUUUUUUCCUCAGUCAUUUAUCCUUUGUUGAUCUUUGUUACACCACUGUGAUUGCACCAAAACUGUUAGACCUUCUGAUAACAGAUGACAGAUCUAUGUCCCUCAAAGGAUGCAUAAUCCAGUUUUACUUUGGCUGUGCUUGUGUGGUUACCCAAACCUUCAUGUUAGCAGUAAUGGCCUAUGAUCGCUUUGUGGCCAUUUGUAACCCUCUACUCUACACAGUGGCUAUGUCUCAUAGGCUCUGUGCUCUCCUAGUAACUGGAACUUACCUAUGGGGUGGGCUCUGUGCCACCACACUAACAUAUUUUCUUUUGGCAUUAUCUUACUGUAGAUCUACCAUUGUUAACCACUUUUGUUGUGAGUACUCUGCCAUAAUUUCUGCAGCCUGUUCUGAUUCUUCUUUCAGCCAGAUAGCAUGCUUGUUAAUUUGUAUGUUCAAUGAGAUUUGUAGCCUCCUUAUCAUCAUUGUCUCCUAUGUUGUCAUAUUUGCCACUGUCAUCAAGAUUCCUACUAAAGGAGCACUACAAAAAGCCUUGUCCACCUGUGCCCCACACCUGACUGCUAUCUCUUUCUGCCAUGGCAUUAUUCUUCUUCUAUACUGUGUGCUCAAGUCAAAGAGCUCACUACUUCUUGUUAAGAUAGUCACUGUGUUUUAUAGCAUGGUCGUCCCUAUGCUUAAUCCUCUUAUUUACAGUCUAAGAAAUAAGGAUGUAAAAGAGACUGUGAAGAAGUUAAUCUACAUAAAAAUCAUUUCUCAGUCAUUAUAG
Apodemus sylvaticus (European woodmouse) is the source of this 948-nucleotide messenger RNA. Its product is annotated as olfactory receptor 1165-like. The coding region runs from base 1 to 948 and encodes 315 amino acids. Gene Ontology annotation, biological process: G protein-coupled receptor signaling pathway; sensory perception of smell. Gene Ontology annotation, molecular function: G protein-coupled receptor activity; olfactory receptor activity; odorant binding. The transcript has a single exon. Gene Ontology annotation, cellular component: membrane. NCBI's taxonomy places the organism in Eukaryota, Metazoa, Chordata, Mammalia, Rodentia, Muridae. The record is from RefSeq and is a predicted model, not a curated record.